Lentinula edodes (shiitake mushroom) is the source of this 968-nucleotide messenger RNA. Its product is annotated as optic atrophy 3 protein-domain-containing protein. The transcript is spliced from 3 exons. The record is from RefSeq and is a predicted model, not a curated record. Gene Ontology annotation, biological process: regulation of lipid metabolic process. Lineage: Eukaryota; Fungi; Basidiomycota; Agaricomycetes; Agaricales; Omphalotaceae. Bases 1 to 573 code for a protein of 190 amino acids. Gene Ontology annotation, cellular component: mitochondrion.
AUGGCGUCAGCGAAGAUCGCUACGCUGCUUAUCCGAACGAUCGCGAAACCUAUUAGUGCGCAGAUUAAGCGACAGGCUAAGGAGGACGUUGCUGAGUUUGUUGUUUGUUGUUUUGUGUUUUGUGUUUCUUCCAGACACGAACGAUUCCGCAACUUUUGCGUGUCCCUCGCCCAACUCAUGUACCGCACCGAAGUGCGUCUGCGUACCGGUAUACUCGGUGGACCCGCGAAACAACAACAUAUUCGCCCGUUGUCAGAGACCAAGGCAAUCGACUCCGGCGCCAACGCCCUCGCGGAGGGGUUUUUGUUCUCUGUGGCUGCGGCGCUGAUACUCGGGGAGUCGUAUCGGAGUGCGAGGAAUGAGACGAAGAGGAGGGGGGGUGUGGAUGAGCGGUUGGGGGUGCUGGAGGGGAGGGUGGGGGAGUUGGAGAGGGAGUUGGGGGUGUUAAAGGAGGAGGGCAAGGAGGAGCGGAAAGAAGGGAAGGAGGAGCGGACGGAGGGCAAGGAGAUAGGGAAAGAGGGCAAGGAGCAAGGCAAGGAGGGAAAAGAUGAUGCAUCACAGAAGAACUCGUAGAAAUCUUUUUAGCUUUAGCAUUGUUGUAGAUACACACAACUCGAUACCCGGUACCCAAAACCCAACACCCUACACCCAUCACUCAACGUUAAUACUCAACACCCAACACAUCCACACCCAGCACAUCCACACUCAUACUCGUAUUCGUAUACUCAACUCAUUCAAGAGAACGGAUACUCGAGUGUAUAAUUAGGGACAGAAUCGGAACCGGCGCAAGAGUCUCCAAGUCGUUCCUUUUAUUCCAUUUAUUCCAUUUAUUCCAUUCAUUGUAUUCCAUUCAUUGUAUUCUAUUCAUUACAUUGUAUUCAUUACAUUCUAUUUUACCCUAUCGAAAGUACCCUCCUCUCGAAAUCUCACCUACCCAGGUUCCGGAGGGUUCCGGGAUAUCGAUAUCU